Molecule: messenger RNA, 1077 nt
Organism: Macrosiphum euphorbiae (potato aphid)
Lineage: Eukaryota; Metazoa; Arthropoda; Insecta; Hemiptera; Aphididae
Source: the annotation of a GenBank genome assembly
AUGAAGGGAAAUUUCAAGUAUGUUUGCCGAUAUUUUUCUAGAAAUUCUAUAGAUGUCACCCCCGAAGUUAAAAACGCUCUGAAUAACCAAAAACCAGUAAUUGCAUUAGAAUCAGCUCUUAUUACACACGGAUUACCAUACCCAAAAAAUGUGGAGACUGCUUUGGAAAUGGAACACAUCAUCAAGUCACACAAUAUAAUUCCGGCUACAAUUGGUAUAAUUAAUGGGAGAGUUAAAGCCGGUAUGUGUCCUGAACAAAUCAAUGUUCUUGGCUUAUCAGCUGAGAAAAAAACAGUCAAAGUUUCAAGGAGAGAUUUUCCUUAUGUGCUCAGCCAAGGUUUAAAUGGUGGCACUACAGUAUCCGGUACAUUAGUUAUUGCUAAUGCUUUGGGCAUAAAAUUCUUUGUUACUGGUGGAAUCGGCGGAGUUCAUAUAGAUGGUCAAAAUUCCUUAGAUGUAAGUGCUGAUUUAAUUGAGUUGUCUAGAUGUGCAAUAAUGGUUGUAUCUGCUGGUAUAAAAUCUAUACUUGAUAUAGGACGAACUUUAGAAUACCUUGAAACUGUGGGUGUCUGUGUUGCUUCAUAUGAUUCAAAUGGAGAGUUUCCUGCAUUUUAUACUAAACAAAGCGGAUAUCAGUCUGUAUGUAAUGUAACUACGCCCUGUGAAGCAGCUGGCCUUCUAGAACAAUGUCAAAAUACAGGAUCUGGUGUUCUGUUAGCUGUUCCAAUACUAGAAGAAAGAAUAAAAAAAACAGACAUUGACGAAGCAAUAAAAAAUGCUAGUCAGAUGUGUGAAAAGCAAGGAAUCAUGGGAAAAAAUAUUACUCCUUUUGUUCUGAGUGAAGUUAGUCGACUGACAAAAGGACUUUCUAUGGAUACUAACAUUUCUUUAUUAAAGAAUAACUCUUUGGUUGGAAGUAAAAUUGCUAUGGAGUAUUAUUCAAAAUUGUCUUCUACCCCAAAAUCAGUUUUUGAAGUGAAAAAGAGUAUAAAAAAGUCUACAAAAUCUCCUGUAGUAAUUGGUGGUAGUAACAUAGACUAUGUGCUUCAAGUUGAUGAAGAUUUAAAGGUUAGUUAA